Messenger RNA from Scleropages formosus (Asian bonytongue), 1679 nucleotides. RefSeq names its product radial spoke head protein 4 homolog A-like. Bases 137 to 1486 code for a protein of 449 amino acids. Gene Ontology annotation, biological process: cilium movement involved in cell motility; cilium assembly; axoneme assembly. Gene Ontology annotation, cellular component: axoneme; radial spoke. Lineage: Eukaryota; Metazoa; Chordata; Actinopteri; Osteoglossiformes; Osteoglossidae. The transcript has 6 exons. The record is from RefSeq and is a predicted model, not a curated record.
CAACAGCUCUCGCCGGAUCAGUGCAGCGCUGCGCUGUUCGGUAAACCGAGCGACGGGUAUCUGUCACUUUCCCACCGAACCUGUGUGUGUGUGUGUGUGUGUGUGUGUGUGUGUGUGUGUGUGUGUGUGAGAGAUCAUGGACCCCCAGGUCCAGGAACUGCAAGAAGAAGCGCGCGGCGCCGGCGAGGUGACCAUGGAGCUCGCGGCCAAGUCCUUCAAGGCGUUCAUGCUGAAGAGGAGCUCCAAGAGCAACUUGAACUUGUACGACCACCUAGCGCGGUUGCUGACCAAGGUGAUGGACGAGCGUCCGAGGGAUGCCGUGGACAUCUUUGAGGACAUGAGUCAGGAGGUGAAGCGGGCCGAGCUGCAGGACACCCAGAGCACUGUGCGGGACGCGACCCCCAUCUCCACGGCAGCGGCGCUGGCCGAGCAGCAGAGAGCCCUGUUCUCGCAGAGAGUCGGGGAAGAUCCUGCACAGGAGGAAGAUCUGGUGGAGACCCCUCUUCCGAACGUGCCGGAGCUGACCUUCUACCUGGAGCAAGCCGGCGUCGGGCUGGGCAAGGAAGAGAUGCACCGCAUCUUCCUGGCCCUCAAGCAGCUGGUGGACACUCAGCCUCUGCAGCGCUGCCGCUUCUGGGGAAAGAUCCUGGGCACCGAGAGCAACUACUUUGUGGCGGAAGGAGAAUUCCGAGAGGGGGAGGACGAGGAGGACGAGGCCGCCGAGGAGGAGGAGCGGAAGGCCGAGCACGACAUGGAUGCCGCCAACCGGCUCCAUAAAUUGGCUGACAAGUCGCUGCCGGUGGUGCCCAAGGAGGACAAAGGCACAGGGGCCAACAAGUGCUCUUACUUUGUGUGCCGCGAGCCAGGCAUGCCGUGGGUGAGACUGCCCUCCGUCACCCCUGCUCAGAUCAUCGCCGCUCGCCAGAUUUGUAAGUUUUUCACCGGAAGACUGGACGCCCCAAUAGCGAGCAGCCCUCCGUUCCCCGGCAACGAAGCAAACUACCUGCGGGCCCAAAUUGCCCGCAUCUCAGCCAGCACGCAGGUCAGUCCACUCGGCUUCUACCAGUUUGCAGAGGAAGAAGGCGAGGAGGACGAGGAGGCUGCCCGGGGUACAUUGGAGGAGAACCCCGACUUUGAGGGAAUCCCUGUCUCUGAGAUGGCAGAGUCUCUGUCCACCUGGGUACAUCAUGUCCCCCACAUCCUGGAACAGGGCCGCUGCAUCUGGGUGAACUUAGCAGAGAAGCCCGAGGAAGAUCUUGAAGACGAGGAGGAAGGAGAGGAGGAGAAGGAGAAAGAGGAGGAGCCAGAUGAGCCCGAGCCAGAAGUGGGGCCACCGCUCCUAACACCAGUGUCUGAGGAUGCAGAGAUUAACAAAACACCUCCAUGGACCUCCAAGAUGUCCUCCACACUAGUGUCCCAGUUCGCCAUCGCUGUGUUGCGCUCCAACCUCUGGCCAGGGGCCUACUCCUUUGCCUUUAAAAAGUAAUGUAACAUUUCAGAGAGGUUUUCAGUGUCCAUUCUGUCCCCAGGUAGGUAGGUGAUGAGAAAAGGCUCAACCGGUGUCCUCAUGAAAGACCUCUGUGUGCCCUUGCGUUCGAACAGGAAAUUCGAAAACAUUUAUGUUGGCUGGGGCUUGAAGUUCACGGGGGAGGGGUACAACCCUCCUGCGCCCCCACCCA